AUGGGGAAUUCAAGAUCGCAACCUUGCCGACGCAACAAACCACUUUAUUUACUAUACCUCAUUCAUCGAACUUGGUCUAUAGUUGCUGAUCAUCGAAAAACUCAAAGCCAUUGCGAUGAUAUCGAUCGAGAAAUAGAACUAUCGUCAAGAUGCAGCGGUUGCAACGAUUGUGCUUACCGACAGGACAGUCUCGCAUUCGAUAGCAAAGGAAAUUUCUACUGUUAUUUAAAAGCUCGGAAUAUAUGUUCGGAACACCAUCCUCUUCAAAAUUCACCUUCAGAUUGGUACAUUGUCCUCUACCACAAUGCUUUUAUUCAAUUUUGUUUAUAUGCUUUCCGAACGUUGCUCAUGUGUGGAAUGGAACCUGGCUUAAGACCACCAACGUACAACGCCGAAGAUUAUGCGAUCGCAUUGAGACGAUGGGGAAGACGACCUUUGAGCACUAUUCAGGAUUCACAAGAUACCUUGCCUUCUACCACCAGCUCAAGUUCCGGCUAUAUUUCCGGAAGUGCAGGCGAAAUGACGCUAAGACAAUUUACAUCCGUUAGCGAACUGUUAAACAAACUUAGAGCCGAUCUUAGGCUUGCUUUUCCAAGUUUUGUUCAAGAAUUUGCCUCACCACCAGCAGAUGGUAUAACUUUGUUAUUGGAGACUCUUCGUGGAGUACAACUGGCUCAAAGUUCACCGCCAACAUCCGGACAGGUCGGGCCAAGGGUCGGUACCAGAAGGGCUGCUUUGGAUGAGUUGGGAUGCGUCGAGUGUUUGGCCGCCUGCGGUGAAAGAUGCGCUGAUGCACCACGGCUACUGGUGCAAGCUCAACCUGGGCUUCUUGCUCUGGCGGUCUGUCUGACCAGCAGUCUGAACCGGUCUCGAGUUCUGGCUCUUCAGUUGCUGACGAAGGUAUGUCAGACUGCAAGUGGACACGCCGCAGUUUCUGAAGCUGUUUCCACGUUGAGGUUAAAAUACGGCGAAGGUGGAAGGUUUAGAUUUUUGGCUGGCGCACUUCUAGCUCCCAGAGCUGCGAUUGCUCUGAGAGUGGCAGGAGUAUCCUUCUUGAAUGCCUUUUUAAAAUCAGCACCUCGUACACAAACAAGAUUAUACAUUCAGGCGGAGGCCUGCGAAGCUGGACUAGAGCCGCAGGUACUCCAAGAAUGGUUGAGAGAAUCCGACGGUCGAGAGGAAGAUACAUUGACUGAUCUUUUACGAAAGGAAGUCCAAAAAUGGGCACAAAAUUGUGUCGAUGUGGAUGCCCUACAACGAAGGGUUCUACGUGCCGAAGAGACUUGUAGAAUUUUAAGCAAGAAGGUUUCUGCUUUACAAAAUCAACUUGAGAAAUUACAAGUAGAAAAGCUUAACAAUUACAAUGCUGAGAAUCGUGAUAAUAUGUCUAGCGGAACGAUUCUAGGAAUUAAUAAAACGCAAAAGGUAUCAUCGAAUGCGGAAGACGAAGGUAUCAGUUCAUCGGAAAGAUCGAGCAGUCCAGAAGACAUAAAGCAUCAAUCUCAGAACGAUCACCAAAAAAUCACGGCAAUUCAAGACAACGAUCAGGAAACAACGAUUGAUGACGUUAUCGAGGAACUUAGGAUUAUCGUGAAGGAUGCCGAGGAAGAGUUCAGCGACAAAAAUCAAGAAAGAUCUACAGAAUUAGAUUCAAAUGAUCCUGCUUUUGUAAAAAAUUCUCUCUUCAGACCAAAUUCAAAACAUUCUUAUGACAAUUCGGAAGUCUGUUUGUACGAGCAAGUAUCAAAACGAGAACAACAAAUUGAUCGAAAGAUAUUCAAUUCUAAUACUGCUUCGAAUAAUGUCUUACAAAAUCGUCAGGAGAAAGGUGAACAAGUGACUUAUUUUGGUAACGAUCGUGAUUACAGCGAUAAUUCGAGUGUCACUAGAAGACUAAGCUCGGAUGGAUCACGAAGGAUCUCAAAAUCUUCAUUGGAGGGUAGCGUCAAGAUAGUCGUCAAGGGACCGGAUGUCGAAGAUGCUAUAGUUCCGACCAUUCUUCAUCCGCAACCACCGCGAAGAACACCACCAUGUUUAUCGGCACUAAUGGCGGUGAGACACUGUAAUUUUGCCGAUCACAAUGAACCUUACAACUCUCAAGACGAAGAACUCGAGGAGGAAACCUUAGGCGAUGGCAGUGAUUCUUUGUUAAGUGCUUCUAGAUUGAAGUACAAUGAAAAAAAUCAAUCCUAUGAGGAGCACAUCAGAGAGACCGCUGUGGUUGAACAUUUUCAAAAGAGAUCUACGACUGGUAUGUUGUCUAACAACAUUGCCGAUAAGAGUGCCAAAUUCAGAAAAAGUUUCGAUGAUCUUCAUCAUUUUGGAAAUAAUAAAAGUAAUGUAGAAGGAAAAACCAUAAGAAAUUAUGAGCCUUCUAUUUCAUCUAAAGCACGAUUACAAGCUGAAAGUGGAUCGAUUAAACAGGUAGAUGCGUAUAAGCAAUAUGAAACGUCUUCUAAAGUAUUGGAUUUCUCAAAGCAUCAAACAGAUCGUCAAUCUUCCGUUCAUCGACAUGGUUCUAAAUAUAAGAGUGAGGUAGAAAAGAGGAAGCUUUUACGCCGAUCAACCAGUCAUGAUUAUCUAGAUUCAAAUACGUCGACGCCUCGUUCGAGAAGAUCGACAGGAAGUCGAGUGGAAUGUCGUAUUAGAAAAUUUGAAAGCUUAAACUCGUUCGAUGAACAUCGUAGCCUUCAAAAUUACGGAGGACCUAGCAGUACGGAUAAUUUACACAAGGAACAUCGUUCAAUCACAGAAGAUUUCUCCAAGUCCAAAAUGCGAAGAUCUGAAUCCUUUCAUCAUGUAUCCCAUAUCGCUAGAAAAGAUCAAUGCUCUUCGAGAGGCGGAAGCGACAGUGGUUUGAUUUAUAUUACGGAUUAUAAUCUAGAUCCACUCGUAACUCGAAGACCACGUUCUAUAGAAGCACCCAAGUCACCCAACUUGCUUACAAAAUCGUUGGAUAGAAUCGACGAAGGCUUAGAUUCAAUGGUUAAUAUCGUUAUAACGGAAGAGAAGAACGAGUGGAACGCAAAUAGACAUCAACCGAAGUCAAAUAAUAUUCGCAAUGAUAAACAAUCGAUAAAAGUUAAAUCCAAUAAAUUGGAUAAUUCGAAAAAUAAUUAUGCAGAUCGUGAAAAGCAAAAAGCUAGAAGAGAGGAAUCAAUGGUAAGAAACAAGCAUUUAUUAAAUGAUGAAUUUUAUAAUUGUCAUAUAAGCAAUAAACAAUUAAGGAAUGAUGAAUUGUAUGAAGAACAGAAAACUCGCCAAUGGAAUUAUCAAAAGGAAUUAGAAUUAGCAAGGAGGGAUAAUGAAAUGAAUUCUGAAACUACACCCAUGGGAUUAUCAAAAACUGAAUCCAAACAUAAUUCAUUUGGGCAAAACAAAUCAAUCGUCAAUAGGUUUUCAAAUAAAUCAAAUAAUACUGGUAUUUUCGCUGGGCGAACCUAUGAUACUUUUGGACUUGGCAAAAACCGAUUCAACGCAGGAAAGUAUUCGGGUGAUCAACGGAUUAAAGAUAAUCCAUUGGCAAGACGAAAUACUACUUCAUCCGUAAUUGGUAAACGUGGUAAGGUUACUGAUGUUGUUUCAGGUCUAUAUUGAAAUCAUUAGAUCGAUGUUUUCAUAAAAUUUAUAAAAUUUAAGUAGCGAUUGCAUCGAAUCGCUGAGAAAAUAUUGUUUAAUUGACCAAAAGAGACUAAUAUAUUUUUUCUAUAUACUACUUAUUAUUAAAAUUUGUAAUGAACUUAACAAAUCCUUGUGCAAUAUUUACAAAUGUUCGCAGUAUCGCUUAGAAAUUAAUUUAUAUUUAUAAGCAUUACAAAAUUAUGUGCAUUCACAUAAGAUGAUUACGGUGGUGAUGGAGGGAUCUCUUAAAUGCAUUGUGCAAUAUUUUGUUCUCAUUGCAAUCGUGUCUGCGUGCAGUACUGAUAUAAUUACAACAAAGGCUGUAUCUUAUGCAUAUUUAAGCAAAAAUGUAAAUAACAGCUUGCGAGAAAAUAUAACAUUUAAAUAUCUCAUUUCUAUAAUUAAACAAAUUUCGAGGAUCAUAUAGGAGGAUUCCGAGAAAUUAUUAAGUAGAAUGACCAAUAAUUUCGAUAACAUGCUAUUGUAACUUUGCUUUUAAUUUAUUAAAUUUGCAUUAUUUAAUGUAAAGAGGUUAAAUCUCAUAAUUAUCUGAUAUUAAUGAAAGAAUAACAUUAUAACUAUACGUCAUACCGUAAAUAAGAAACAAAUAUUUAGAUGAUUGAAUAACUGUAAUAUCAAACAUUCUCACGAUCUGUAUAUUCUAUAAUACUUUCUAUACAUGUAAGUUGACUUAUUUAAUAUACAUUUAUUUGAACGUCAUAGUGUUUUAUUAAGUUUCGUAUAAAUCACAAGUAAGAAGGAAAGGGGUUGAAAUUACUUUAUUAAUAACAUAUAUUUCGAUGCGUUACAAUUGAUCAGUCAAAUAAUAGGUAAGUAAAAGAGAGAUAUUAAGUAAAUCA
Messenger RNA from Polistes dominula (European paper wasp), 4481 nucleotides. It is a transcript of the gene mwh, whose product is annotated as multiple wing hairs. Gene Ontology annotation, cellular component: cytosol. Gene Ontology annotation, molecular function: small GTPase binding; actin filament binding. Gene Ontology annotation, biological process: regulation of cell shape; cell migration; cortical actin cytoskeleton organization. Lineage: Eukaryota; Metazoa; Arthropoda; Insecta; Hymenoptera; Vespidae. The record is from RefSeq and is a predicted model, not a curated record.